This is a messenger RNA of Sordaria macrospora k-hell, 1809 nucleotides long. RefSeq lists its product as uncharacterized. Gene Ontology annotation, molecular function: copper ion binding; oxidoreductase activity. The record is from RefSeq and is a predicted model, not a curated record. NCBI's taxonomy places the organism in Eukaryota, Fungi, Ascomycota, Sordariomycetes, Sordariales, Sordariaceae.
AUGGGCGUAAUAGGACGCGCCAUAGUAGAGGUCGGCUCUAAACUAUCAGGCGUUGUUGCGAACCUGGUCCAAGAGAAAACAAAUGGUUCAUCACGACUAGGGACAUUUCUGUUUCCAUUACUAGCCUUCUUCUUGGGCAACCUAACACCAGAUGGGCAAUAUCCGUGGGGAAACCUAACAGACUGGGGCAACAAUCAAUACACCGAGUGUCCCAUAACAGGAGCAGUGAGAACCUACGACUUUGUCAUCAGCCGAGGAGUCAUUGCACCAGAUGGAUACCAAAGGGACGUCUUGCUGGUCAACGGCGCCUUUCCCGCCCCCCUGAUCGAAGCAAACUGGGGUGAUAAGAUCGUUGUCAACGUCUUCAACAACAUCUCUUCUCCGGAGGAGGGCACAUCCAUCCACUGGCACGGUUUCCUCCAUCAAGAUACCCCCUGGGACGACGGCGCACCCGGUGUCUCUCAAUGUCCCAUCGCUCCCGGCAAGUCAUACACCUACGAGUUCAAAGCAAGCCUCUACGGCACAUCCUGGUACCACGCCCACUACUCGGCGCAAUACGCCGGCGGCAUCGUCGGCCCCAUUGUCGUCCACGGCCCUACCCAGACCAAGUACGACAUCGAUCUCGGCCCCGUCAUGCUCUCCGACUGGUACCACCGCCCUUACUUUGAUCUGAUCAAGGACAUGCUCGCCCCCGGCGGCUCGCCCCGCGUGCCCUCGGACAACAACCUCAUCAACGGCAAGAUGAACUUUGAUUGCGCCGCCGCUGCCGCCGCAGGCGACAAGACCCCCUGCACGCCCAACGCAGGUAUCGCCAAGUUCAAGUUCCAAACCGGAAAGACGCACCGGCUGCGGCUCGUCAACUCCGGCGCCGACGGCGUCCAGCGCUUCUCCAUCGACGGACAUACCAUGACCGUCAUUGCAAACGAUUUCGUCCCCGUCAAGCCUUACAACGUUACAGCCAUCUCGCUCGCGGUCGGUCAGCGCGCCGAUGUUCUCGUCACCGCCAACGCGGGAACUCCCCAAUCCGCCUUCUGGAUGCGCUCCGAUCUAACCAGAUGCUCAGCCUCCAAGCAGCCUCUCGCUCUAGCAGCCGUUUACUACGACCAAGCCGACCCCGACUCUCAACCAGCCAGCCGGCCAUGGGCAGACGCGGGGGAUCCGAACAGGAACUGCGGCGCAAGCGACGACUUGGACACCAGGGAACCGCUUUACCCUAUUCCCGUCACCGAAACCCCGGCUGUGACGAAGGAGAUGAAGAUCGAAGCCUACCGAAACGCGUCGGAUAUCUUCCUUUUCAAGUUCGACGCCGUCAGUUCCCGGGUAGAUUACAACCACCCGGCUUUGGACAUGGUUACAAGGGGAAAUCUGAGUUUCCCCGAGGUGUGGAACGUCCGGGAUUUUGGCGACGCCAAAACGAUCAGGAUCGUGGUGAAUCACCACGGCCCGGGGCCGCACCCGAUGCACCUCCACGGACACAACUUCUACGUCUUGUCGUCUGGCCCGGGCAACUGGGAUGGCAAGACCAUCACCCGCCCAAGGAACCCCGUAAGACGAGAUGUGGAGAUUGUGAGGCCGAGUGGACACUUGGUGCUGCAGUUUGAUGCGACGAACCCCGGCGUGUGGGCUUUCCAUUGCCAUAUUGCGUGGCAUGCGUCGGCGGGGUUCUUUUCGAGUUUUGUGACUCAGCCGGAGGAGAUAGAGAGACGAUGGGGAGGACUAGGGAAGCCCAGGAAGAUGGAGCAGGUGUGUGGGGAGUGGGACGCGUGGAGCCAGAUUAAGGUUGUUGAUCAGAUUGAUAGUGGGACAUAA